This is a messenger RNA of Callorhinus ursinus (northern fur seal), 894 nucleotides long. It is a transcript of the gene IZUMO1R, whose product is annotated as IZUMO1 receptor, JUNO. Gene Ontology annotation, molecular function: signaling receptor activity. NCBI's taxonomy places the organism in Eukaryota, Metazoa, Chordata, Mammalia, Carnivora, Otariidae. Gene Ontology annotation, biological process: fusion of sperm to egg plasma membrane involved in single fertilization; sperm-egg recognition; cell adhesion. The record is from RefSeq and is a predicted model, not a curated record. Gene Ontology annotation, cellular component: external side of plasma membrane.
AUGGAACGGUGGUGGCAGCUCCUGUUAGGGCUGUGGGCAGUCACGCCGCCCACCUGGGCUGGGGACGAGCUGCUCAAUGUCUGCAUGAACACCAAACACCACAAGCGAGAGCCUGGCCCAGAAGACAAGCUCUACGAGGAGUGUCUCCCCUGGCAAGGCAAUGCCUGCUGCACGGCGGGCACCAGCUGGGAAGCCCAUCUGGACGUGUCCCUGCUCUACAACUUCAGCUUGCUCCACUGUGGGGUGAUGAUGCCAGGCUGCGAGAAGCACUUCCUCCAGGCCAUCUGCUUCUACGAGUGCUCCCCGAACCUGGGGCCUUGGAUCCGGAAGAUGGACUCGGGCGGGCCAGGAGAGCGAAUUCUGGAUGCGCCCCUGUGCCAGGAGGACUGUGAGCAGUGGUGGGAAGACUGCCAUACAUCUUACACUUGCAAAUCCAACUGGCAUGGCGACUGGGACUGGAGUGGGGGGAAGAACCGUUGCCCUGCAAGGGCUGUCUGUCGCCCUUUCCCCCAUUACUUCCCCACCCCGGCUGACCUGUGUGAGAGGAUUUGGAGCCGCUCCUUCAAGGCAAGCCCCGAGCACCGGGGCAGCGGACAGUGCCUGCAGAAGUGGUUUGAGCCUGCUCAGUGCAACCCCAAUGUGGCUGUGGCCCGCCUCUUUGCCAGCACGGCCCCGUCCUGGGAAGGCUCCUACACGCUCAUGGCCUUCUCCCUGCUCCUGUUGUUCCUAUCCCAAAGCCCCUUCUUCUCCCACCUGCAGACCUGCACUCCCCCAGCUGUGGGGCAGCCUGCGCCAUGGCAGCCCCCUUUCUUGGGUCCUUCCUUUAAAUGGAGCAGCAUGGGCUGGGGGGCGAGGGGGACACUGAGGCUGCAGGAGCUGGUGCCCAAGCCGUGA